AUGGUGUCCUGGGACGGAUGGAUUUCAGAUGACAGCAGUUUCUAUGGCACCGAGGAGGAGCAACAGCAUCAAAGACAGCGCUGUGAAAAGUAUGAUCUAAAAUUGUUCUGGCAUUCUCGCUCCAAAUAUAUCAACGCCAUCGCGAUGAAUGCGAGGACUCAGCUCCUUGCAGAACCUACUUCCGACAACAGCACAGCGCCGUCCAAGAGAGGGAAGAGGGGAACAUCACCGCAACUAGGCGAGUCUGUCGAUGAAUUUAUACGCCGCCUUUCACCACUGACCACCUCCAUCUCCAAAUGUCCCUGGAUCUGGGCUGAGAAUCCUUAUCGCAACCCUCACGACAAGCCGCCAUAUUCCAAUGUCGCUGACUUUACAAAUCGCGGCAUGCAACUGCUCCAAGAGUCUUUAGAGAGCCGCCGUAAGAUUCGCGAGUUAGCUGCUACACAACCGAAAGGAAGCGUGACCAAAAAACUAAGUCAAGAAAGCAAGUCUUUGCAGGAGCGCAUCGCCAGCCUAGCCAGAGACACUCACGUUCUCUCUGGAAAAUGGAUGUUAUUCCUAAAAUCUGUCGAUGUUACUCGAGUCUGGAAACAGAUCGUAGCAGGUGUCAUCGAAAACCGACUUGGCUCUGGCUGCAAAGUGGCAAUGGAUGAUGGAAAAGAGGAACGGCUGAUCUGUGUCUACACAAAGGACUUUCAAGAUACUCAAGAUGUUGUACGAGUACUCCGGGAGCUGGAAAACAUGGUUUUGAUCUCUGCAGGCCGACCUAUCUACUACAAGCCUGAUGCCUAUACUUACCUGGAUCUCAUGCGCGAAAACGCGGCCGAGUACGGAUUGCAAGCGAGUCUUUAUAAUUCCCGCUCAAUGCUGGCCAACGGUAAAGGGACCAAGUCGUCCCCACGAUCCCAAAAGAAGUAG
Messenger RNA from Bipolaris victoriae FI3, 918 nucleotides. RefSeq lists its product as hypothetical. The record is from RefSeq and is a predicted model, not a curated record. The transcript has 5 exons. NCBI's taxonomy places the organism in Eukaryota, Fungi, Ascomycota, Dothideomycetes, Pleosporales, Pleosporaceae. The coding region runs from base 1 to 918 and encodes 305 amino acids.